AUGCUAGGCAACAAUCGAUCGUGUGACCAGUGUUACGCACAGAAGAAGAAAUGUCAAAGACAGGAAGACCUGGCAGGCUGUACACGGUGUGUCAACCUUUCCCUGGAUUGCUCGACGGUCCGACAUCGUCGACUUCCCGGACGCCCCGCUCGGUCUAAAGUUUUAGGUCCAGCGGGCCGUGUCCAAGUUUGGAGAUCUAAAAAGAAUUCCCAUGGCUUCGAGGCUGCACAGGAAGAGCGCCUCGCUCAGUCAUCGCCGCAAAGCUCUGCCACAGAUGCCCGUUCUAGUAGUCCAGAUCAUGUAUCAACCGCGAGCAAAGAGAGCUAUUCUGCUGCAUCAGACGAUGAGACUAAUAGAUUAUUGUUGUCUCUUGGAUCCAAAUGGCUCAAUCCCGAAGAAUCCGCGGUCCUAACCCCUGCAAGCCGAGAAUUCUAUGCCCUCCAUAACAUUUUCAUGAUUGGACCCACCUUUGCGGAACCCUUUCGCCGGGCAUUGGAGUAUUCUCGCUCGAAGACCCCGGAGCUUCUGCAAGAUACGUUUCUCGCGAUGGACAAGUAUGUGGAGGGUGCUCGAUCGAAUUCCACCGCACCGGCAGAGGAGAUUGCGAGAGUCGCUGGCUUGCUAAAGAAGUUACAAGCUACGUCGAUCGUCAAUGCCGAUGAGGCUCUGGCUAUCUUUAUACUAGGCCAGAGCCUAGCGGCAUUUGAUACCUUUGUGGUAUCCACAGGAUCCAUGCUAAUAUUGCGUCACUCCUUAUUUCUGGUUAAGCCCUGGUAUCCCCAGCUGGCCCAGGUGGAGUUCUUGGAUUCGGUUACCAUCCUUCCACUCUUCUGGGAUAUCCUCGGGUGUCUGUUUAAGCGGGAAGUCCCUAUAAUACGGCCGCAGAUCUAUCGGCCUCUCGCCGUGGAUCGCAUAGCCGGGCUUUGUGUCUCGUUGAUGCCCAUGCUGUACGAGCUAUGCGAAGUCAGUUACGAAAUAAAGUCCCAGUCACAGCCACGAACCGAGAAGCUGGAGCGUAUUGAAGCCGAAGUCCGCUCUUGGGCUCCCAACCCGGCAUCUUUGAAAACCCUGAGGUUCACCAAUACUGAGAAAAGCGCAUUACAAGCACAAGCUGCCAUGUAUCGAUCAGCAAUCCUCCUACUCAUCCAUCGUCUGAUACAUCCCUUAUCUUGCCAAGAUGGAGUCGCAGUAUCACAUGCAAAUGACAUUUUGGCAGAAAGAGAUAAACUUCUCGCCGAUGGCGGCCCAAAUAUGAAGCUGCAGUAUGUCUGCUUUCCGUUGUUCUUGGCUCUUCUCGAGAUCCCGCUGCGGCCAGAGAGCCUAUGGCAAAGCGUAACCCGGUUGCCGAUCUGUCCAGCCUGCGCUGAUCAGUUUUUUGCUUUUCACAAAUACUUUUGGCAACAAAGAUGGGGUGGCUUCACGGGUUAUCUGUUCGAUCUUAUGGAUAAAGGACCGUCAUUUGUGGCUGUACCAUAG
Messenger RNA from Penicillium macrosclerotiorum, 1476 nucleotides. RefSeq names its product Zn(II)2Cys6 transcription factor. Bases 1 to 1476 code for a protein of 491 amino acids. Gene Ontology annotation, molecular function: zinc ion binding; DNA-binding transcription factor activity, RNA polymerase II-specific. The record is from RefSeq and is a predicted model, not a curated record. NCBI's taxonomy places the organism in Eukaryota, Fungi, Ascomycota, Eurotiomycetes, Eurotiales, Aspergillaceae. The transcript has a single exon. Gene Ontology annotation, biological process: regulation of DNA-templated transcription.